Pistacia vera is the source of this 792-nucleotide messenger RNA. RefSeq lists its product as uncharacterized. The record is from RefSeq and is a predicted model, not a curated record. Bases 87 to 548 code for a protein of 153 amino acids. NCBI's taxonomy places the organism in Eukaryota, Viridiplantae, Streptophyta, Magnoliopsida, Sapindales, Anacardiaceae. Gene Ontology annotation, molecular function: fatty acyl-CoA hydrolase activity. The transcript is spliced from 3 exons.
CCUUUGCGGAGCCCACAAACAUAAUCAAUAGUAGACUAGAAACAAGAAAGAAUUAGAAAAGAGGAAGAAAUUGGGUGAGAUAUAGGAUGAAGGAUAAUCCUGUGCAGAAAUCAAACAAAUGGCUGAAAGAUCUAUCAGAAGGUGUCAUCGGUCAUGAGCUGGAGGCCUUAACUCUUCAGGGCCUUCAAAUCGUCAACGCCUAUCCGGGCUUCGUACGCUGUAAUUUCACCAUACCAAUCCGAUUAGCAGAUAACCAUGGGAAUUGGCAAGUUGGAGCGAUGGCAACGUUAAUCGACGACGUCGGGGCGGCUGCCAUAUACUCCUUUGCUGGCCAUAUCAAGGCCUCGGUUGACUUCAUUAUUUCCUUUUAUUCUUCGGUUAAGAUUCUGGAAGAAGUAGAGAUAGAGGCAAAGGUCGUUGGGGAGAGAGGAAGGCUUACAUCAGUUAAGGUGGAGGUGAGAAGGAAAGACAAUGGAGAAGUAAUUGCUUUGGGUAAACAAUGGAUGGUUUCAAAUAGUAUAAAUGCAGCUCAAGUUAGUAAGCUUUGAUAUCAUAACUCCUACUAACUCAAUUCGUAUUUAUGUGCUUUCUGUAUCAUCUUCAACCCCAUUAUAAUCCCUUAAUAUUUCAAUUGUUUCGCCAUUUCUUUUUCCCUUUUUCUUUCUUGCUAAUAAUGGGAACCUCUGCCCCCUGGACCACUUUAACUUCACUUGCUAAUGUAAGUUAGCAACCCUUGGAAAGUACCCAUUUUUUACUGGAACAAAUUCUCAACAAAACAACCGUCGACCUAUC